This is a messenger RNA of Dendronephthya gigantea, 2416 nucleotides long. RefSeq names its product protein HOS4-like. The record is from RefSeq and is a predicted model, not a curated record. The coding region runs from base 218 to 2020 and encodes 600 amino acids. Gene Ontology annotation, molecular function: protein binding. Lineage: Eukaryota; Metazoa; Cnidaria; Anthozoa; Malacalcyonacea; Nephtheidae. The transcript is spliced from 2 exons.
AAAGGAUAAUACCUCCUCCAUUUCAUCGUUAUUUCAAAGCAUCAGCGGCAAUGGAAACCUUAAUUCUUUCUCCACUAAUUUAGUACAACCAAGUGAAUCUUCUGUACUACGAGCUUCAGCACCGAGAAAGAAAUACGAAAACCCCAAUGAAGCUAUCCCAAGCGACUCUUUCCUUUUCCAUCCAAUAACAGAUCAAAAUAAUAAUCUUAGUUCUUCGAUGACUGUUUUGGAAACACUAGAUCAAUCUCCAAUGAGGCGCUCCCAGAAGAUGAAGAAUCUGCUCAAUAUUGAGUACUACGAUAUCAAUUCAGAUGACGAAUUAAAUAGUAAGAUCAAGCGAAGGUCGAGGACGAAGAGUCUGAACGAUCAAGAUAGAGAAACGGUGGCGAAUGUCCCAGCAAGGCGUGAGUUUAGGAGUAGUGAGGAUUUGACACGUUCCGGACGUGCGAACCAAGAAGAGGUAAAUCGUGUAAGCAGAGAUGAGGAACAGGCUUGGCGAACCAAUACGAAUUAUGAGAACUUUGAUGUCACAUCCGCAGCGAACAAUUCUUCAUCAAAAGGGCACAGCAAACCAACAUAUGCUGCAAAACUGGUCAGUCACGACAAAGAAAAAUUGGACGAGUACCAAAGGCAUUCUCAAGUGCAGGUUCCAAUGUAUAAUACAAGAAAUGUUCAUACCUCUCUUAAACCAAAUACUGCCAUUACAGUCAAUUCAAAUACGAAAGGCUUAAAUUCACAUGAAAGAUAUUCAAAACGGCAGCUAGGAAGAGAUAAAGGCAUAACUGUCAGAGAGAUAGAAAAAGGUAAUGACCUUUCAGGAUACAGUACGAAUAACACGCGACCAAAAGAAAGUAAAAUUGAUGGAUUAAAGCAAUACAGAAAAGAUAUGAAUACAGUCAGUACACUGAAGCGAAACGUGAAAAAAUUACCGAGUACAUUAUACAAAUCUAAAGAUAAAGCAGGCAAAGGACAUGCGCAUCACAAGGAAAGUAGCAAGGAUAACAAAGAGUCUAAAUCUACAAUAUACCCGAAUGAAGACUUCAAAGCAAGUGAAGGAAAAUACAAUAUCGCAAAGGCAGAAGAGGAGUGGAAGAAGAGAUAUGGUAGACUUCCCUACAACAAGAAAGACCCGCUUCAUCAAUCUUCUGACAAAGAUUUUAGUAUCCUGUUCAAAAAUACUGUAGAUGAAUGUGCAACUCAAAAUAGCACAGGACAGCGUGGUCUCUCAAAGAAGAGAUUUUCUCUAGAAGAAGCCAUAAGAAAUACUUCUACAUCAAGCUUGUUUAGUCCAAAUAACAGCGUGAAUGAGAAAUCGUCAAACAGCAUAGCAAGAAACUCGGACGAUAUUUCCACCACGUUACAUCAGUUAUCAAGCUACGUGAUAUCUGGUUACAAGGAUGAUUCCAAAGAGAAUUCCAACCAUAUUUCUUCACAAGGUGAUCAAGAAACAAAAGCAGCAGUUGCAGUAAGAUAUAGGCGAUACUAUCUAGACGACGAAGGAGAUCUCUCCCAUAUUCUGGAUAAUACUACAGAGUCCCGAAAACUGUCCAUGUUGGUGCAUUGUAUUAUAAGGCUGAGAGAAGUGUAUAGCAUUCAGCCUUUCCCAAUGUCUCCUCAAAUGGAAGAACAUCCUAUGAACUUAGGGAACCCUCAGCUUCGUGACGCAAUUCAGAGCAAGCCAAUGAAGGUUGUCAAAGAUAUCAUAUUGGCCAAUAAGAGCGUAGAUAUCAACACGUGCAGCCAAUCAGGUGAUUCGGCGCUGCACAGAGCUGCAAUUGAAGGCGAUAUAGAUGCAAUUCGCAUUAUCAUCAACCAAGGUGGGAAUGUGAACAUAAGAGAUAGAAAUGGAUUUCAGCCUGUUCAUCAGGCGCUGAGUUAUCACCAUUACAAAGCAGCGAUGUUUUUGAUGGAUUGUGGCGUGGAUCUUAUGAGUUAUACGUCGAAGAGGAUUCAGCAGUUCGCGAGAGUUAGAGCGAUAGCAAGGCAAUACCUGAGACAGACAUUGAAAACCCCGCUGUAGUUUUGUUAGUAAUCUAACAACCAAAAGCACCUACGAACUGAAGAAGUUCAUAUUAAAUUGCUGCAUGAAAGGCAACUGUUACAAAUACCAAGCAAUAUUUUGAGAAUGUUAUCUUAAAAAGACCUACGGCAGUUAUUGAAUUACGAAUAUUGAACGGAUAUUUCAAACAAAAACGUGAUGAAAUUAUAAGGUUCAUAGUUCAGUUGAGCUAAGAAUCAAUUUUUAACUUUUUAGGAUGCAUGGAUUAGGUUUGUACAUUCUUUUGAGUAGAUUAAUUGUUACGCAUCAGUUAACCUAUGUUUUAGAUUUUGUUAGGUCCAGUACUCUAGCAGGCAGAAGCAAAAUUUCAAAUUAAUUCUUACAAACUUAUUGCAUUUUUUGUACAAAUAUAGAGCU